Messenger RNA from Scatophagus argus, 2751 nucleotides. RefSeq names its product F-box protein 8 (gene fbxo8). The record is from RefSeq and is a predicted model, not a curated record. The transcript has 8 exons. The coding region runs from base 366 to 1325 and encodes 319 amino acids. Gene Ontology annotation, biological process: regulation of ARF protein signal transduction. Gene Ontology annotation, molecular function: protein binding; guanyl-nucleotide exchange factor activity. NCBI's taxonomy places the organism in Eukaryota, Metazoa, Chordata, Actinopteri, Scatophagidae.
ACGGACCUUUCUUUUUCCAUUUUGUUUAGAUCAUUUUGUCGUGGGUAGUGUUUAUUUAAAAUGAAAGGAUAUGGCACAGUGUUGAAAAAUUAAAACUUUUAUUUCAGUUCAUCUGUUUUUGUGUCGACAGAGAAGAGAAAGAGCAGGAGCUGAGGUGAUAGGAGGAGGUUAAAAACACACAGUUGUGUUAGCAAUAGAUUACACUAUGGAACUUUCUCAUUGAACCAAAGAAGCAACUGCUCUACUUUUCUUUGAACGUGGCUAAACGAAAUGACUAUUGGAUACGUCCAAGAGAGGGACACCACAUUUCCAGCUGUUUUUUUGUGCAGAUUGGGUUGACAGAGGAACCACUGAACUCAGUGUAGAUGGGACAGGCACUGUGGGGGCUGCCUCCCAGACAACAGCAGCAGCUUCAGGAAGAGUUUGCAGACCGACUAGCUGACCAAGGAGGAGGACAAGAGCAAGGGAGAAAUGGAGGUCACCAGAAAAGAGGUCCCCAGCACUGUUAUGGCCCUGACAUCUACCAUCUGCUGAGAGCACGCAUGGGAUGUAAAGAACAGCAUGGUUUUAUAGAUUUGGAGAUGUUGCCACCUGAAUUAAGCAUCACCAUACUGUCAUACCUGAAUGCUACUGAUCUGUGCCUGGCUAGCUGUGUGUGGCAGGACUUGGGAAAUGACGAAUAUUUGUGGCAGGGGCUGUGCAAGUCCACAUGGGGACACUGCUCCAUCUACAACAGAAAACUACCUGCUGGUUUCUCAUAUAGAAGACUAUAUCUACAACUAGAUGAAGGAAGCCUGACAUUUAAUGCUAACCCACAGGAGGGUAUCAGUUAUUUCAUGUCUAAAGGCAUACUAGUGGAUCAUCCGACUGAGCUGGCUAAGUUCAUCUUCUACACUAGACGGCUCAACUGGAAGAUGCUGAGGAUUUACCUGGAUGAGAGGCGGGAUGUCCUGGACGAGUUGGUGACCUUACAUAACUUCAGUAACCAGUUCCUCCCCAAUGCUUUACGAGAUUUCUUCAGACAUAUUCAUGCACCAGAGGAGAGAGGAGAGUAUCUGGAAACCCUCAUCACCAAGUUCAGCCACAGGUUUUGUACCUGUAACCCUGGUCUUGUCCGAGAGCUGGGCCUUAAUCCUGAUGCGGUGUAUGUGCUGUGCUACAGUCUGAUCCUGCUUUCCAUUGACCUGACCAGUCCCCAUGUCAAAAACAAAAUGUCCAAGAGGGAGUUUAUCAGGAACACUCGCCGAGCAGCACAUAAUGUCUCAGAAGACUUCGUAGGCCAUCUCUAUGACAACAUAUACCUGAUUGGUCAUGUGGCAGCGUAGCUCCACUUACCAUCUGUCCAGAAGAAAUCUUCAUACUGCACUGAGACUGUGCUACCAAAUAUUAGAAAUGUUAUUAGAUUCCAAUCAAAGGUGUGACAAAUCUGAAAUGUCUUUUAAACCAAGUAGCUAUAAAGACUGAAAAGGUUUUAAAACAGAGCCACGAAGACAAGCUCUGAUACUGCACUGAUGAAUGGGUACCACUGGUUGGUGGAGGGACCAGGAAGAAGAGGAGCGCUGUCCUCAGCCUGUCAAAGGCUGGACAGGACAGCCAUACUGAGUUGGACAGGAGCUGCAAGUGUUGUUCACCAGUAGGACAAACAUUGUUCUAGGAAGUGACAGAACAUUAAUACAAGGCUAACACAAAAUCGCUCACUAAUAUCACUCAUAACGUUUUCCAGUGUAACUAAUGACAGAGGUACACAGAAGAUAUUUUGCAAAUCCAUUGAAUUUGAUACACUUUCAGUGAUAAUGACCGUAAUGUCUAAUCGUCAAGAUUCAACUAGACUGCCUAAAAACACAAAACAUUAGCAGAUUUUUACAUAAGCCCUUAAAGCAGACAAAGCGAACCCAAUCAAAAAAUGAGACAGAAAUAUUAUACUUGUGCAUUUAUUCAUUCUGAAAAAUGAUCCAGUAUUAUUAGUACAUACACUAUAUUGCCAAAAGUAUUCACUCACCUAUCCAAAUAAUUGAAUUCAGGUGUUCCAAUCACUUCCAUAGCCACAGGUGUAUAAAAUCAAGUACCUAGGCAUGCAGACUGCUUCUACAAACAAUUACAGGUACUGUGAUAGGAUGCCACCUGUGCAACAACUACAGUUGUGAAAUUUCCUUGCUACUUAAUAUACCACAGUCAACUUUCAGUGGUAUUAUAGCAAAGUGGAAGCUAUUGGGCACGACAGCAACUCAGCCACAAAGUGGUAGGCCACGUAAAAUGACAGAGCGGGGCCAGCGGAUGCUGAGGUGCAUAGUGCACAGAAGUCGCCAACUUUCUGCAGAUUGAAUCGCUACAGACCUCCAAACUUCAUGUGGCCUUCAGAUUAGCUCAAGAACAGUGCGUAGAGAGCUUCAUGGAAUGGGCUUCCAUGGCUGAGCAGCUGCAUCCAAGCUAUACAUCAGAAUCAGAAUUCUUUUAUUUAUCCCCGAAGGGAAAUUCUUUAAAUCACCAAGUGCAAUGCAAAGCGUCGGAUGCAGUGGUGUAAAGCACACCACCACUGGACUUUAGAACAUUGGAGACGCGUUCUCUGGAGUGAUGAAUCACCUUCUCCGUCUGGCAAUCUGGUGGAUGUGUCUGGGUUCGGCAGUUGCCAGGAGAAUGGUACUUGUCUGACUGCAUUGUGCCAAGUGUGAAGUUUGGUGGAGGGGGGAUUAUGGUGUGGGGUUGUCUUUCAGGAGCUGGGCUUGGCCCUUUAGUUCCAGUGAAAGGAACUCU